Molecule: messenger RNA, 4930 nt
Organism: Leucoraja erinaceus (little skate)
Lineage: Eukaryota; Metazoa; Chordata; Chondrichthyes; Rajiformes; Rajidae
Gene: ess2
Product: ess-2 splicing factor homolog
Exons: 10
Coding region: 75-1514 (479 amino acids)
Cellular component (GO): catalytic step 2 spliceosome
Source: RefSeq, a predicted model, not a curated record
CGCAGCCGCAGUGCGAGCGGCUCCUGGCGGUGUGUGGCGGAGGGAGACCGUGGGGGGAAAGCGUUGACGCUGCGAUGGGGACGGAGGAGAAGAAGAAGCAGCCGCCGCCGCCGCAGAGCGGCAACAUCAGCAACAGCGACAACGAGAGCCGAGCGCUGGCCAAUGUCAGCUCAGACAGCCCGGGGCAGGGUUGUGGACGGGGCAAGAAACGGAUCCUGGACGAGGAAUCGUACAUCGAGAAUUUGGGGAAAAUUAUCCAGCGUGAUUUCUUCCCUGAUGUCAUAAAAUUAAAUGCUCAGAGAGAGUUUUUGGAGGCUGAAGAGAGUGGCGACAUGGAAAAGAUGCGGGAAAUAACCAUAAAAUUUGGCUCUUCACUUGGAAAACCAAGUCUGGUGACUCCUGCCCCAUAUCACACACCAGGUUCUUUUGAAACGCCAGAAGGUAUCUCGUGUUCUCCUUCACAGAAUAAAACCAGAACGGGUGCAAAGUCCACAGGCAAUGAAGGGGAGAAGAAAGAAGAGGAGUUGCCAACACUGGACACCUACUUGGGGAAAAGUACCAGUGAAGAUAAUGCCUCCUUCAAUCAAAUUAUGGAUCUUGCUGAUGAGAAGAAUAGGAUUAAACAUGCUUGGCUUUAUGAGGCAGAGGAGCUAUCAAACCAGGGCCAUGAAGAAAUGUUGGCGCUACCAUCACCUGACGACCUGGCCAUUGAGGAUAGAAGAGCAGGAGUAAAAACCUGGAAGUAUAAAGCCAAGAACAGUCUGAUGUAUUACCCAGAAGGAGUGAAAGAUGAUGAACUCUUCAAGAAACCCCGUGAGGUGAUUCACAAAAAUACCCGCUUCCAGUGUGACCCUUUCAGUCGAACCCUGAGCAAAUCACAACUGCAGCAAGCGGCAGCUCUCAAUGCACAGUUCAAACAGGGCAAAGUAGGGCCUGAUGGGAAGGAGCUGAUCCCGCAGGACUCGCCCAAAGUGAAUGGCUAUGGCUUUGUGAAGACACCUUCUCCUGCUCCAGGUGUGACUGACUCGCCGAUGAUGACGUGGGGUGAGAUUGAUGGGACUCCAUUACAUUUGAGUGGCACAGAAAGCCCCCAAGUGGAUAGGACGCCAGGGGGACCUUCAUUUAAGAUUCUGGAACCGGGCAGGAGGGAAAGAUUGGGACUGAAAAUGGUCACUGAGGUUGCGGCCAAAAACAGAAGCAAGAAGCAGGAAGCUUUGAGGAAAGCAACCGAGAGUCUGGUCAGUCUCUCUCCGCACAGUAUCAGCCCUGUGAUGUCCCCAGCCCUGCAGCGUCUCGUCAACAGGACCUCCAGCAAAUACACGGACAAAGCUCUGCGUGCCAGUUACACGCCCUCCCCGACACACAAGGGGACCCCGCAGUGCAAAACGCCGAGCGCUGGCGUUACCCCAAUCGAGCUCACUGCUACUCGGACACCUGGCAGCCAGGACCCCACCUCCAUCACCGACGACCUGCUGCAGCUGCCCAAGAGAAAGAAGGCAUCAGACUUCUUCUAGUGCUGGACUUGUGCAUCUCCUUGCUCUUCUGCCCAAAAGUGUGGACACGGGAAACAUACAACAGUAUUUAACAAUGAAGGACGAUUUCUCAUUCGUCGACUGCCGAGUGAAACUUUAACCGUACUCUUUGUUUGCAACUUUCCCAGAUCCGAUAUGGCACAAUCGACACGGGAGUUAUAGAUUCAGGCACAAGCUACCUGUUAAACCUCUUGAUCCUUGCGAUCUACCUGCUUUAGCCCCGUGAAGUAACCGGGCAGUGGUUGACCAUCUCAACGUCUCGCUGCCUGAUUCCGGUUAGCCCGCAGCAGCAUUCCUCCAGCGCUCUGGGAAACAUUAUUUUUAUUUAUGAACCUUUUCAGUGCUCAUGUAUCAUAUGCCCCUGAUACACCUCUGUUAACGUGGCAGAGACGGCAACAUGGUUUGGUGGUUUUAUUGUGAAGAUGUGGUUGGUUCAGGGGUUCGGCCUAGCCCCCAUGUCAAAGGAACGUUUACCCCUGUUAGUGACCUUCAGCAGCAUGUGAGUUAGUUUCUCCACCACCCACAGUCCACCCCUGGCCUCACUGAACAGUAAUAUGGGCUCUUCACCCACUCCUCCUCAUGUUCCUCAAACAACCAUCUGCAGUUAGUCCCGGUGUUCAGUGGCUACUGCUUGUUCUCAUUCACUCGCUUGUCUAAACUCUCCCUCAUCCAUCAUACCAUCAGUGCCCCCUUGUUGUGCACUGGUGCCCUUUGUAGCUCCAUGCAGUGUAUCUUUUCUCUCAUCCCCUCACUGGGCUGCCCCUUCCACCAUGUCCUACCCUCUUAUUGAUACGUAAACACACUCACUCUCCCUCCAUCACCCCUUUCUCAAAUAGUGCAUUCUCUCACAGGCCCCCUUUGAGUUAUGGACAUUCCGCUAAUCCAAAUAGUUGUAGUUGGGUUUUCUGCCUGAAAUUUAUUGUGGCAAUGACCUCUGGUUAAAAAGAACCAUGUGCCAGUUUUUUGUGUUGACUUUGAGCAUUGCAAUAUUUCCAAAUUGAAACUAGCUGCACUAUCCCUGCUCCUGCAUCUGCUGAUUUACUGUUGUAUCUGUAACCUAGAGACAUCAUGUCCCCACUCAAACCACUGCUCUGAAUCAUAAGGUCAGAAGGAAUAGGAAUUAGGCCAUUCGGCCCAUCAAGUCUACUUCGCCAUUCAAUCAUGGCUGAUCUAUCUCUCCCUCCUAACCCCAUUCUCCUGCCAUCCCCCCUUAACCUCUGACACCUGUCAGAGUAAUCAUAGCGGCAUGUUAUGUCGCUGAAAGUUCAUAUGUGCCAUAGUUAUGUGCCAUAGUUAUGCUGGGUGGAAGAUCAGCGAAUUCCUCUUUCCCAGCACAAUGGGCUGCAGUUCAUAGCCUUCACCACCCAUUGGACUCAACUUCCUGUUAUGCCCCCACUUACUUUUCUUUUUGCCUGGGAAAUGUUGCUCUCUCCUCUCUGUCCUUUAAUUUGAUGCAUUGCAGUUAAAAUAUACCUUCACCUCCUCUCUUCGAAAGGAAGUAAUACCAUUUGAAUCGAUCAUUCUUCACAACUAAAGUUCUUCAGUCCAGGCACCUUCACCUCGGUUUUCCUAUCAUGUAUCUGUGUAAGAUCAGAGCCAUCUAGUUCUUUAGCUGCCAUAGAGCAGUUCUUUAAACUAGCAGAUUUAAAGCAUGAAUCUGCCUGUUUCCCUUUCACUUCACAUCACAAUCUACAUGCAGCAGAACUACGAUAAUCUGUUAUCUUUGGAACUUUGUUGGUGGAUAUUACUUUUUAUAUGUUACAAGUUGUAUAAUACAUUUUUCAAUAAAUUCAGAGUUUAAGAGAACGGGAAGCUGAGCCCUGAUAAGUUUAAAGGAAGCUUGGGAAGCUCAACCCGGUGAGUUUAAAGGGAGCUCAGGAAAUGUCCCAACCCGAAACAUCAUGUUCUCCAAAAAUGCUGCCUGACCCACUGAAUUACUCCAGCACUUGGUGUCUUUUUGUUGGUAACUUGCAGCUUGUCAAACAAACGGAAAUGUUCAAGCAGCCUGGCACUGGCUGCAAAGCUAGCCCAAGUUCUAGAUACUCCUGAUCCUAAUCCCCUAUCUCCACCAACCCCUGAUCCCUGGUGUUCUCAGCUCCACUCGAACAGUAGUGCAUGGAUGACCUUGAGUACAUAGACCCACAGGCCCACAUGUAAUGACGUAGUUACUAAUGAGUCAGCCAAAUGCCAAAGUUUACCUGUCUUCCCAUCCACUAUCUGUGGAAUUGCGUUCAAGGUCCCAAUAUAAGGUGCCAUUUAUGGCUUCUGCUUGUUCCUUCCUCAAUCCAGCACCUCACACUGGUCAAAAUGAAUAUGGAUAUCUUUGUUUGAGUAAGCAUUCUCUUGUCCUGAUCAUCUGCCACACAAUGAUUUCAUUUGUACUUCUACUAAAAGAGGGAUUUGGGGUAGACACAAAAUGCUGGAGUAACUCCGUGGGACAGGCAGCAUCUCUGGAGAGAAGGAAUGGGUGAUGUUUCGGGUCGAGACCCUUCUUCAGACUCGACCCGAAAUGUCACCCAUUCUCUCCAGAGAUGCUGCCCGUCCCGCUGAGUUACUCCAGCAUUUUGUGUCUACCUUCGAUUUAAACCAGCACCUGCAGUUCUUUUCUACACAGAGGAAUUUGGGGUAUUCAGUUCAUGCCCUGUCAUCAGUCAAAGAAAAAAAAUGAGAGUACGGGACAAGAUGUCGAAAGCAAGUAAGAAGUAAAGGUCCACACAGAUAGGGACACAAUGUGGCGAGUUGUUCUAGGUCAGUCAUGACAAAUGGUCACAGUAGACAAAUCGUAUGAUAGGACCUAAAUGGUAAAGAAAUGUUUAGGUUCAAAAGUCACAUCACACUGCUUAUUCUUUCUCAAUGACGGAAAAUUACAAGGAAAGUUACACAAUGUAUUCUCUGGAAUUAAGGUGAAGAGGUGUUUGGACAAAUUUGUAUUAAAGAAAUCUCUAGACCGGUUGUGAGAAAUUGUUUCUCCUCAUUGUGGGGCCAGGAUCUGAGGGGCACAGUUUCAGUAUUGGAGCCAGGUCUCGCAAGAGUGAAGUUCGGAAGUAGGUCUACAGUCAAAAAGCAGCACUGAAAUCUUGAUUAUUCUGUAAACCGCAAUUCGUGCUGGCCUGUCAUUUGUUUAAACUCAGAUUAAGAAAUGUUGUUAAGCAAAUGAAUAAUGCAUGUGGGGCAAGAUGCCAUUAUGAGGAAUUAUGUCAAUGAUCUAACAAUUGGCAGAACACAGGCUCAAAGGCCAGGAGCCCAAGCCCUUGUUUGCAUUCCUCUUUUUAAUAUAAACCAAGUGGGUGUGUAUUAUGUUUUUAUAUUUGUAUGUUGUACAUUGUUAAAUAUUCUGGCGGUGCAGAGUUCACCCAAGCAUAGACCACACUGAAUAAAGAUUUCUCUGAGGGACAUUA